This is a messenger RNA of Cooperia oncophora, 387 nucleotides long. The record is from the annotation of a GenBank genome assembly. Lineage: Eukaryota; Metazoa; Nematoda; Chromadorea; Rhabditida; Trichostrongylidae.
AUGUUCCAGAGAUUUGGCCCGGUCGCAGUACAGCCUGUCGGUUUCAGCAGACGUCGAGGAAAUCUCGCGCUGUCACCUCCAACGCGUCGCUUGGAUUCGAAUUUGCUGCUCAAAUCGCGGAUCGACGCUAAUGGAAAUUCGGAACAUUUGGUGACGUGUCAGCUGCCACUUUCGGAUAAUGAAGACAGUGAUCUCCCAAUCACGUAUGGACUUGUCAUUCACAAACUCAACGAAGUUCCUCGCAAGAGCGAAGCCGCUGAGGAGCUGAAUUCGGAAGCGAGCGAUCCUACCAUAGCUCAUAAACGAAGACCCGAUUGUGUUCGAGAUCGGCCACUUCCUCCAGAAGAAAUUGACGCGUAUAUUGAGAGGAACAAGUCAAAGGUCUAA